AUGGCCAGUGUGCCUCCAAUGCCUAGCUUCCGACAUCCCUUGCCGUUUUCGCCUGAGGAGUAUGCCAAGCGGUUGAAACAGACCCAAGAAGGAAUGGGAAAGCAGCAGCUGAACCUCCUCCUGGUUACGGAGCCUGAGAAUAUUUUCUACCUGACAGGGUUUCAGACAGUUGGGGAGCCUGAGAUCCAGGCGUUGAUCAUACCCGCUGCUGGUGAGCCCAGCUUGGUGACCCGUCUCUUGGAAGUGACAAAUGCCACUUACCGCAGCAACCUACGCCAGAAAAACCUGCAUGCUUACGCCGAUUUCGAGAGUGGUAUCGACAGGGUGUGCGAAGUGCUUGGUUCACUCAGUCAGAGCUGUCGUUUGGGACUGGAGCUGCAAUCUCGGCGCCUCUUCGCGAGGCACCUGCGCCGCCUGGAGGCAAAGCUGGCUGGUUGGACGCUCUGUGACGCAUCCCAGCUGGUUCCGGAACAGCGGCUGGUGAAGAGUGCGGCAGAGUUGGCGGUGCUGCGCCGUGCGGCAGAGAUCUGCGCUGCCGGAAUGCGAGCUGGCCAGGCAGCCCGGUGUGGGAUGGCUGAGACGGAGAUCGCCGGCCGCGUCUACGCGGCCAUGGCCCAGGAGGGAGGAGAGUAUCCUGCCUAUCCGCCCUUUGUCUGUGCUGGGCAGAAUGGGUGUUUGGGCCACUACACUGGCUCCGGCGGCAGCUUGCUAAGGGAGGGUGAGCUCUUGUUCUUGGAGAUAGGGGGUUGCUACGAACGCUACCAUGCAGCGAUGAUGCGAAGCUGCUAUGUGGGCACGAAGCUUCCGGCCGCCUUAGCCUCAGCCGAAGAGGCCGUUGCCAAGGCCAUGGAAGUUGCAAUGGCUGCAAUGAAGCCCGGGGUUUUGGCCAAGGAGGACUGGGGGGAGGCUCCGUUCUUCAAGAUGGACCCCGGCUCGGACCAGGUCUUCCAGGAGGGCAUGGUGAUCCACUUGAUCCCGUGGGUGCAAGUGCAGGGUCACGGCGGCGUUGGGCUCAGCGACACUGUGCUGGUGACCAAGAGUGGUGCGAAGUCGCUGUUCGACUGCCGCGAUUUGCCUCAGAGGAUCCAUCUCAUCCCUCCUCCUGCGCACCGUCCCUUUGGCCCAGAAGAAGCCAGAAAGGUUCGAUGCGUGCUUGGCUUGGAACCUACGCCUUUGGUAAAGAUCUCCGAUGGCUUCCCUGGCGUAGCAGCUGUCUACGUGAAAGACGAGUCCAAGCGCAUGGGCUUACAGGCUUUCAAAGUGGUUGGCGGCGCAUAUGCCAUGCUCAGGUUCAUGUGCAAAAGACUGGCGCAGCCCGUGCCGGAGACCAGCGAUCGGGUGAGGGCCGUUCAAGAGCUGUAUCAAGAGCGCUUUGGGGCCACCACCUUCGUCACGUGCACUGACGGGAACCACGGUCGAGGUGUUGCUUGGGCGGCGAAGAACUUCGGCCAGCGAGCGGUAGUCUACAUGCCAAAGGGCUCCGCAAUGCAGCGCUUGCAGCACGUGCGGGACCUUGGGGCAGAGGCAGAGAUCACCGAUCUGAAUUACGAUGACACUGUGGAGCUGGCAUUUCAGCAGGGAAGAGAGAAGCAGGGGUCCCCAGCAGACACCACCGCCCCUGGUUACACCGAGAUUCCCGAAUGGAUUAUGCAGGGCUAUACUGCCAUGGUGGACGAGUCUUUGGACGAGUCUUCUGAUAUGCCCAAGCCGAGCCACGUGCUGUUGCAGAUGGGAGUCGGCUCGAUGGCCGCCGCCGUGGUCGGCUACUUCCGAGCCCGAUUCGGGGAAAGCUGCCCUAAAUUCCUGGUGAUCGAGCCCUGGAACGCUGCCUGCGGUUUUGCCUCAGCACGCGCAGGGGAGCUGCAGAGUGUAGGUGGUGACUUGGAGACAAUGGUGGCAGGUUUGGCCUGUGGCGUCCCAAGUUCUUUGGCCUGGCCAAUCUUGUGGCAACAUUGCUCCGCUUUCAUGCGCUUUCGGGAUGACCUGGCAGGCAAUGGGAUGCGUUUGCUGCACCGCUUUGGCUUGGAGGCCGGUGAGUGUGGAGGUGCCGGCGCUGGC
Messenger RNA from Symbiodinium sp. CCMP2456, 2058 nucleotides. The record is from the annotation of a GenBank genome assembly. Lineage: Eukaryota; Dinophyceae; Suessiales; Symbiodiniaceae.